AUGGAUCGUAGUUGGAUGAGAGCUAAUCGAUUAAGUGAUGAGUUUGAUAAUGGAGUGGUUGAAUUUCUAGAAUUUGCUGAAAAGAAUCUUCCUAACAAUAAGGGAGUUUUUCCAUGUCCUUGUGUUUCUUGUGGGAACCGGGACCCAAAACUUACUAAGGAUGAAAUAAGGGACCAUCUAGCUUGGAGAGGGAUUUGUCAAAAUUAUACACAAUGGAUAUGGCAUGGUGAAGUAGUAAUGUCAAGUGUAUCACAAAGAGAGAAAGUAUGUGUAGAUAUCUAUGAUCGGUUGGAAGACAUGAUACAUGAUAUUGGAGAAGAAUCAUUUAAGAGAGCUCAUGUGUAUGAUACUUUAUGUAAAGACAAGGAAGAACCUUUGUACCCGGGAUGCACAAACUUUACACGGUUGUCAGCUGUGUUAAGAUUGUUUAAUUUGAAGGCGAAAAAUGGAUGGAGUGAUAAAAGUUUCACUGAUUUGCUUGGAUUGUUGAAAGAAAUGCUUCCAGAAGGUAACACAAUGCCGAAUCGUCAUUAUGAAGUCAUUAUGAAGAUAAAUGGCUGA
Messenger RNA from Lotus japonicus, 561 nucleotides. RefSeq lists its product as uncharacterized. The record is from RefSeq and is a predicted model, not a curated record. The transcript has a single exon. Bases 1 to 561 code for a protein of 186 amino acids. NCBI's taxonomy places the organism in Eukaryota, Viridiplantae, Streptophyta, Magnoliopsida, Fabales, Fabaceae.